Parastagonospora nodorum SN15 is the source of this 321-nucleotide messenger RNA. RefSeq lists its product as hypothetical. The record is from RefSeq and is a predicted model, not a curated record. The transcript is spliced from 2 exons. The coding region runs from base 1 to 321 and encodes 106 amino acids. NCBI's taxonomy places the organism in Eukaryota, Fungi, Ascomycota, Dothideomycetes, Pleosporales, Phaeosphaeriaceae.
AUGCGCUUCGCGUCCACAUCAACAGUGCUUGCACUCCUCGCUAUACACGCUCCAUUUGUCCAGGCAGACAUGCACUCAGCUGCUGUAUGCAUCGACAAAAUCGGAGGCCAGCCCGUCUACAACGAAGCUGCAACACGGGCGGCAUGCGAAGCCUACAAGAACAGAAACACUGGUGAUGAGCAAUGGGAUCAAUGCCCCGAUUGUGAGAUGGAAGUUAUCGGAAACCUGAACGUCUGCCAUUCAGAAGAGUGGCAUCUUGGCGGAGACGAGAUCAACUACUACUGUGAUCAGCAAAAUGGUGCAGGAAGCAUGGCGAACUGA